Molecule: messenger RNA, 812 nt
Organism: Impatiens glandulifera
Lineage: Eukaryota; Viridiplantae; Streptophyta; Magnoliopsida; Ericales; Balsaminaceae
Product: translation machinery-associated protein 22
Exons: 7
Coding region: 47-622 (191 amino acids)
Biological process (GO): formation of translation preinitiation complex; translation reinitiation
Molecular function (GO): mRNA binding; translation initiation factor activity
Source: RefSeq, a predicted model, not a curated record
UUUAAGAGAGAAUCAGUGAUUAAGAAAGGAACCCAUUAUUUCUUUGAUGGCAGAGAAGCCCCAGCCAGCGCGAGUUCUGUACUGCGGCGUAUGCGGAUUACCAGCCGAAUACUGUGAAUUCGGGUCUGAUUUCGAGAAAUGCAAACCAUGGUUGAUUCAACAUGCUCCUGAAUUAUAUCCCGAUCUUGUUAAAGAUACAAACUCUAAUGAAGCUGAUAAAGUCUCUGACAAGCUCCAGGCUGCUUCAAUCUCUGAUGGUGCAGGUGCUUCUUCCACUUCCAAGCCUGAAGAAGUAAAACGUCUUCCUGGUGGGAAGAUAAAAAAGAAGGAUAAGCAAGAAGUUAUAAUUGAAAAGGUUGUACGCAACAAGAGAAAGUGCAUUACCACUGUGAAAGGGUUGGAGCUGUUUGGUGUUAAGCUUAGCGAUGCUUCAAAGAAGCUAGGGAAGAAGUUUGCUACUGGAGCCUCUGUUGUUAAGGGACCAACUGAAAAGGAGCAAAUUGAUGUUCAAGGAGACAUUUCAUUCGACAUUGUGGACUUCAUCACAGAUACCUGGCAUGAUGUGCCUGAAUCUGCGAUUUUCUUUAUUGAGGAUGGGAAGAAAGUUUCAGCUGUUGACUGAUAAAUGAGUGGAAUGAAUAAAUUUAUGCAUCUUACUCUGCCUGUUAAAUAACAACAUUGAUUUUCGGGUUGAGCGUUUUUUUAAAGAUUAUAUGACCUCUUGAGCAAUGGCGCGAUGUUUUAAGCCGGUUUUCCUUAUUAUUGCACAGUACCAAAUUUAUGACCCUAAUGUUUAAAGACUUUUUAUUUGA